Messenger RNA from Chenopodium quinoa (quinoa), 648 nucleotides. Its product is annotated as E3 ubiquitin-protein ligase RNF13-like. The record is from RefSeq and is a predicted model, not a curated record. The coding region runs from base 1 to 648 and encodes 215 amino acids. Lineage: Eukaryota; Viridiplantae; Streptophyta; Magnoliopsida; Caryophyllales; Amaranthaceae. The transcript is spliced from 2 exons. Gene Ontology annotation, molecular function: ubiquitin protein ligase activity. Gene Ontology annotation, biological process: ubiquitin-dependent protein catabolic process.
AUGGAUAUGGAUAUCGAGGAAGUUGCUAAUAAUACUAAUUUCAAGGAAUAUUCGAAUGAGGAUAAUGAGCUUAGGAUGGAAGUGAAGAGUUUCCUACGAAAAAUGGAGAUCUUAAGGCCUAUGAAUAAUGAAUCAAGUAAAGAAUCGAGGGGUUUCUCUCAGGGUUGUUCGAUUUGCUUGGAGGAGUUUGAUAAGUCGGGUGAUGGUUGUGAACAAGAUGGCGCGUUUUUUCCUUGUUCUCAUGUUUUUCAUGGGGAGUGUAUGGUUUCAUGGAUUCUUGAGGGGAAGAACACAUGUCCGGCUGAGAUGACAAUGGGAUCUCCGCGUGGCACUGCAAGCACUCCCAGUGAUGGAAUAUUGGGGUUGGGUCAGGAAGGCGGUGAAGAUCCCGCCUCUCCCUCCCGGGUUGAACAAGAAAACCCUUCAGAGAACGCGAGUGGUGAAGAGACCGCCUCCUCAUCCGGUUCAGAGCAAAGUGGCAGUAGCAGCAGCCUUCUUACAUCAGAUGCGGAUAUCGAGGAGGAGGAGAGGCCCACAUGGAACAAUAAGGGCGACCCUUUCCUUAUCGCCGUCUCUACAAGAGAUAAGGCCAGCAUGGCCAGAAACUUAGAGGACUUUGUCAAAAUAUGUCCUCUUGGAGAAGAUUAG